AUGGAUUUACUACAGAAGGAGCACGAGCGGGUCUGGAAGCGCAUGAAAGCUGCCAAGAGCAUCAACGACGUCCAAGCUACAAUCGACUUGCUACAGGAAGCCCGGGGUGCCAUCGCUGCUGACCCGACCAAGGCUUCGAUUACCCUUGCAAAACUACAGAACCCAGUUAAAGCAUCAUUUGAUGCGGCCAACGACAGUCUCAAAGAGACCCAUAGCGGUCUUAACAAAUAUACAAAGGCACUAGACAAGCUGUUCAAAGAUCGUCCCCUCCCUAGUACCGAAUAUGACGCCCUCUCAUCUUCCCCGAGUCUUGUCAACCGAGCGAUAGCGAUGCAUCUGUUGCGGGAAGGCCAGUUUUCAGUAGCAAGCACGUUUCUAGACGAAGUCAAUCAGGCGAAGGCUCCCGCCCAGCCCGAAUACGACGGAGCAGGCGCUUCAACGAGCAACGACGAUAACUCACACCUGCUCCUAGACCAGAUACAAUCCGGUAGAAUCCGGGAAGAAUUCACCACCAUGUAUCAUAUUCUGUAUGAGCUUCGGGAGCGAGCCAAUCUUUUGCCGGCAAUUGAAUGGGCGAGAGAACAUCGAACACUACUAGAGGCACGUGGAAGCAAUCUCGAGUUUGAACUCUGUCGCCUUCAGUUUCUCUGGCUAUUUCACGGUGGAAUGGAUCCUCACUCUUCGAACUCCGUCGGUCGACAAGCUGCCUUGGAAUAUGCGAGGAUGGAGUUCUCGAGCUUCACGCCACGGUACUUGAAGGAGAUUCAGCAACUUAUAGGGGCUAUGGCUUUCUGGCCAAAUCUCGAUCAAUCUCCAUAUCGACAUAUAUUCAAUAACCCGACUGCCUGGUCGGAAGUCGCUCAAUCUUUCACACGAGAGUUCUGCUCCUUGCUAGGGCUGUCGGCAGAUUCGCCUCUGUAUAUAGCCGCGACGGCCGGUGCCAUCGCUCUCCCAACUCUACAGAAACUGCAAACCAUCAUGAAGGCAAAGAGGACGGAAUGGACAACACAGGAUGAGCUUCCGGUCGAAAUACCCCUACCUCGAUCAUAUCUCUUCCAUUCCAUAUUCGUGUGUCCCGUCUCCAAGGAGCAGACUACAGACCAAAAUCCUCCAAUGAUGAUGCCAUGCGGCCAUGUCAUUGCCCAGGAGUCGCUUCAACGAAUCAGCAAGGGGAACAAAUUCAAGUGCCCCUACUGUCCGAGCGAGAGUCACCCCAAGAAUGCGCGGAAAGUUAUAUUCUAG
This is a messenger RNA of Talaromyces atroroseus, 1242 nucleotides long. RefSeq lists its product as hypothetical. Lineage: Eukaryota; Fungi; Ascomycota; Eurotiomycetes; Eurotiales; Trichocomaceae. The transcript is spliced from 4 exons. Bases 1 to 1242 code for a protein of 413 amino acids. The record is from RefSeq and is a predicted model, not a curated record. Gene Ontology annotation, biological process: proteasome-mediated ubiquitin-dependent protein catabolic process. Gene Ontology annotation, molecular function: protein binding; ubiquitin protein ligase activity. Gene Ontology annotation, cellular component: nucleus; GID complex; cytoplasm.